AGAGAGAUGAAGGUGCAUGGUGUGUUCUUGGUGGCUGUUUUUUUCUACCUUGCAUAUACGCAGCUGAUCAGUGGGCAACCUCUCAAGGAUUGCCAAACUAGUUGUGGCAACGUCACAGUUGAGUACCCUUUUGGCACUUCUCCAGGUUGUUACUAUGCCGACGAUCCUAGUUUCAAACUCACCUGUAGCGACAAAGAGAAGCUAUUCUUUCGACGUAACCUUGAAGUCAUCAACAUUUCUCACAGUGGGGAACUACGCGGCUGGAAUAAUAUUUCCUACACUUGCUACAAUAGCCAAGGAAAUGUGAGUACUUACCGUCACAAAAGUUACAGGCUGGGUAAUUUAUCUCUCUCCGGCAAGAACAAGUUUAAUGUAGUAGGCUGUAACGCUUUAGCACUUCUGAGCACUUUUGGAACGCAAAACUACUCAACUGGAUGCUUGUCAGCAUGUGACUCUCCACCGGCGGUAAAUGGAGACUGUAAUGGUGCAGGUUGCUGCAGGACAGAUGUCUCUGACCCGUUGGGUAGCUACCUUUUCCUAACUCGCCCAUCUCGUUUGGAUAACAUGACUUCUGUGUUUGACUUUAAUCCUUGCACAUAUGCCUUUCUCGCUGAAAGUGAUACUUUCCACUUUGAUGCUUUGGGAGAUCUAAGGAAUCUACGGAAUGUCAGCCAGUUCCCUCUGGUACUGGAUUGGUCUAUUGGAAACCAGACAUGCGAGCAAGUUGGAAACAAAAGCAUAUGCAGUAUGUCUAACAGCCUAUGCUUCAAUUCUACUCGUGGAACCGGGUAUAACUGCAAAUGUUUAGAAGGUUUUGAAGGGAAUCCUUACCUUUCAAAUGAACACGGCUGCCGAGACAUCAAUGAGUGUACUAGUACUAUCCAUAAACAUAACUGUUCGGAUCCCAGCACCUGUAGAAACAAGGAUGGAGGCUUCUAUUGUAAGUGCAAAUCUGGUUACCGCUUAGAUACAACCACUAUGAGUUGCAAGCGUAAAGACUUUGGAUGGGCUACCAUUCUUCUUGGAACAACCAUCGGCUUCUUGUCCAUCCUGCUUGUCGUUAGCUGCGUACAACAGAGAAUGAAGCAUCGGAAGACAGCUGAACUCCGACAAAAAUUCUUCCAACAAAAUGGUGGCGGCAUGUUAAUGCAGAGACUCUCAGGAGGAGGGACAUCAAAUUAUAAUAUAAGAAUCUUUACGGAAGAAGGCAUGAAGGAGGCAACUAAUGGUUAUGAAGAAAGCAGAAUCCUAGGCCAGGGAGGCCAAGGAACUGUCUACAAAGGUAUAUUACCAGACAACUCCAUAGUUGCUAUAAAGAAAGCUCGGCUUGGAGACAACAGCCAAGUUGAGCAGUUCAUCAACGAAGUGCUAGUUCUUUCACAAAUCAACCAUAGGAACGUCGUCAAACUCUUGGGCUGCUGUCUAGAGACUGAAGUUCCAUUGCUAGUCUAUGAGUUCAUUAACAGUGGCACCCUUUCGGAUCACUUGCACGGUUCCUUGUUUGGUCCUUCUCUUACAUGGGAACACCGCCUGAGGAUAGCCGUGGAAAUUGCUGGAACUCUUGCAUACCUUCACUCCUCUGCUUCUAUUCCAAUCGUCCACCGAGAUGUCAAGACUGCUAAUAUUCUCCUGGACAAAAACUUAACUGCAAAGGUAGCUGACUUUGGUGCUUCAAGACUAAUACCGAUGGAUAAAGAGCAGCUCACAACCAUGGUGCAAGGAACUCUAGGCUACUUAGACCCAGAAUACUACAACACUGGGUUGUUGAAUGAAAAGAGUGAUGUUUAUAGCUUUGGGGUAGUCCUCAUGGAACUUCUCUCAGGUCAAAAGGCAUUAUGCUUUGAAAGGCCACAACAGUCAAAACAUCUGGUCAAUUACGUUGCUUCUGCCAUGAAAGAGAACAGGUUGCAUGAGGUUAUUGAUGUGAAAGUGAUGACCGAGGAUAACAAUAGGGAGAUCAAGGAAGUUGCAAGAAUUGCUGUUGAGUGUACAAGACUGAUGGGAGAAGAAAGGCCAAAGAUGAAGGAAGUAGCUGCAGAGCUUGAGGGCUUGAGAGUUGCAAAAGCCAAACAUCAGUGGUCGGAUCAGUACCCUGAGGAGACUGAGCACUUGGUCGGUGUUCAAAUCAUAUCAGCGCAAGGGGAUAGUAGUAGUAUUGGCUAUGAUAGCAUCAAGAAUGUAGCAAGGUUGCACAUUGAGGCUGGCCGCUGA
Molecule: messenger RNA, 2211 nt
Organism: Brassica oleracea var. oleracea
Lineage: Eukaryota; Viridiplantae; Streptophyta; Magnoliopsida; Brassicales; Brassicaceae
Product: wall-associated receptor kinase 5-like
Exons: 3
Coding region: 7-2211 (734 amino acids)
Biological process (GO): cell surface receptor signaling pathway; protein phosphorylation
Cellular component (GO): plasma membrane
Molecular function (GO): polysaccharide binding; protein serine/threonine kinase activity; calcium ion binding
Source: RefSeq, a predicted model, not a curated record